Messenger RNA from Rubroshorea leprosula, 593 nucleotides. The record is from the annotation of a GenBank genome assembly. NCBI's taxonomy places the organism in Eukaryota, Viridiplantae, Streptophyta, Magnoliopsida, Malvales, Dipterocarpaceae.
AAAAUUUUCUUGGAUUAUCCCUAAAUCUACUCAAGUUUUGAAGAAAUUUUCAGAGAUUAAAAGUCAUCAUCAAGUGGCACAAAAGAAGAGUUUGAAAUUGAUUCAAAUUGAGGAGUUCUAAGCAUAAAAGGUAUGAAUCUAGACUUGAAAGGAGGUAGAUGUGGGAAAAACUAAGGCAUCCCAUUCCAAAUAGGAUUGUGUUGUUAUCUUCGGCAUUUGGAUUGGAUAUUAGAAGCACAUUAGGGUUGGAUUUCUCCUUUGUCGAUAAAAAGGGGGCUUUGGCCAGCCAAGGGGGGCAACAAAAAUUGGAGAGAUCGAGAGGGAGAAAGAGAGCAGAAAUUCAAAGAAAGUGCAGAAAAUUGAGAAGGAAAUUGAGGGAAAAAAUGGGUUGUUGUUGAAGGAGAAGAAGGGGAAAUACAGAAGCUUGUAUUUGGAACUUCAAGAAAAUAAAGUUUUAUUUUUCCUAUCUUCUUCAGGUGUGCAUUGUUCAUAAUUUUUUUUCUGUCAUAUAUUAAUCAUUAAGUUGUUGGUUUGGAUUUGUCUAUAAUUUUUUGUGAAUUUUCUUCUGACCAUAAUAAUAGGAAUUUGUUAUC